Molecule: messenger RNA, 3270 nt
Organism: Astyanax mexicanus (Mexican tetra)
Lineage: Eukaryota; Metazoa; Chordata; Actinopteri; Characiformes; Acestrorhamphidae
Product: ephrin-B2a-like
Exons: 5
Coding region: 454-1440 (328 amino acids)
Biological process (GO): blood vessel morphogenesis; axon guidance; ephrin receptor signaling pathway
Cellular component (GO): plasma membrane
Molecular function (GO): ephrin receptor binding
Source: RefSeq, a predicted model, not a curated record
CGCAUCUCCAGCGCAAUCCGCGAGAAGGCGAAAAGACGUUCGCGUGAAGAAGACGUUGCUUAGAAGUUGUCGGCAACUUAAAAGGCUUCCCGUCACGCGCGGUACCGGUUCUGGUCCGGAGGGGUUGCGAGACGGUUCCGCGGUUCUGGUUGAACUGGAUUAUCGCUUAUUCUGCAGGAGGAUUACCGUGUAGUCCGGAUUUACUCGGCGGUUUACACGGUUUUAGCGCAUUUACAGGGCGAGGCCAGCUGUGCGCCACACGUCGCUCUACACGUACGAGUCUCUGAAGGUUCUCCAAGGUUCUCCAGACCAAGCGAGAACCUCCAGACCAAGAGAGGGUCUCCUCUACCCGGCCUCGUAUCUCCCCGUCCAUCCGCUCCACUUGUAGAGCUCGCGGCUACACGUCCGGCCAGCCGUCACCUCUACGUGUAGGUUGGGUUUCUCCACCGUGCCAUGGAUCCACUGUGGAGAUGUUUGCUUGGACUUCUGGUCAUUGGAUGUCGUCUGAAGCUCUCCAGAUCUACCAUCCUAGACUCCAUAUACUGGAAUACAUCCAACACAAAGUUCGUACCCGGGCGAGGCCUGGUCCUGUACCCUCAGAUCGGAGACAAGAUGGACAUCGUGUGUCCUCGCCUGAGGCCGGGGUCCAGCGAGCGCACCAACAUCGAGUACUUCCGCGUCUACCUGGUCACCAAGGAGCAGCUGGAGACGUGCCGCGUGGAGAAGGACAACAUGGCGCUGCUGAACUGCGACAAACCCGACCAGGACGUCAAGUUCACCUUCAAGUUCCAGGAGUUUAGUCCCAACCUGUGGGGUCUGGAGUUCCUCAAGGGAAAGGACUACCACAUUAUCUCUACGUCAAACAGCACUUUUGAAGGCCUGGACAACCACGAGGGCGGAGUCUGCAGGACCAAGUCUAUGAAGAUGGUGCUGCGGGUCGGACAGAGUCCUGAAUCAGUUCCUACGAAAGAUCAUUCCCCCAAACACUCGGAUACCGACAACCAGAGCACCUUCAGCAAGGAGGAUGAAGUCAUCAGUAAAGCUGACCCAGUUCCAGAGAGCGGCGCCGAUGGAAAGAGCGGCGAGUCCACGGGUCCAUCCAGCUCAGAGAUGGUUCUGUUCGCCGGCGUGGCCUCUGGAGUCGUGGUGCUCGUCCUCCUGCUCGUGGUCGGACUGGUGGUUCUGAUUCGGCAGCGGCGACACCGUAAACACGCCGCCCAGUGCUCCGGCCCACUUCCCCUUCAUACCCUUCCCAAACGAGGCAGCGGCGGCGCCAACAACAACGGCUCAGAGCCCAGCGACAUCAUCUUCCCCCUGCGCUCCUCCGACAGCAUGUACUGCCCGCACUACGAGAAGGUCAGCGGGGACUACGGACAUCCCGUCUACAUCGUCCAGGAGAUGCCGCCACAGAGUCCUGCCAACAUCUACUACAAAGUUUGACAGGAACCAGUUGUCUCAGGAACUGUAGGGUUCAAACACUUGCCUCCUGAAAUCAUGGACAUCUCGUUGUAACGGAUGCUGUUGGAGGGAGAAGCCUGUUCUUCUGCACCAGUUGCUUGGUUCUCCAGAGUCCUGGUUCAAAGGAACGUUUUUACCUGGUCUUGCGAACCUGGUCUUUCAAGGUUUCCACUCUGGGAACUUACCGAGAGCGUUGUGGAGGUGGAGGUGCACGUAUCUCUUCUCAAAUCAAAUCAGUGCUUUAGAACUGCCCUUUAGAAGGCAGGCUGAGGUGCUAACUUGUUUUUUUUUGUGUGCUCAGGGGAGAACAUUGCAAUGUUCUCUAGGUAUGAGAAAGACUUAAGAAGAUCUAAUCAGGGCGAAGAUUGUGUGAGACCACAAUGCUGGGGGGGGAGACAAUCGCCCAGGUUUUUCACAGACUGUGUAGAAUCUUUUUAUUUAAUUUUUCUACCCAAUUUAGCUGAGCCAUUGAACCCUUUGGAGAAAGUGCCAGAUCCCCAGCUCUGAUACUCCAGCCAAUGGAUGCCUGGGACUCUUGAGGAAAAUGAGAGAAAGAGAGAGAGAGAGAGAGAGAGAGAGAGAGAGCAGAACCUAACCAUCCAUUGAGAGAGAGCAUGGUGCCAAUCCUGAUUACUCUCUCGAGCUCUGGCUGCUGAUGCCAAAUGAGCAUGAUGACCCUUAAACUUGCGACUAGUUGCGAUUCAGUUUGACGCAUCUCAAUCUCAGACUCAAUCAGUUUGGUUAAACUUUUCUUUUCUCAGAAGCAAAUCUGAGAUGGAUGCUUUUAACCCGGAGAGAGAAUGGCGCCAACUGCGCUUGCUUUCUCUUGCUCUGGCUGCUGAUGCCGAAGAGAUUUCCACAACUAGAACCUUCAGACGUUAGGACUUUCAUGUCAUAUUUGGGAUAUUCAAUACACUUUCGAUGCAUCUCAGAGCUGGACGCUUCUAGACCUUUGUAUGUAUGUACCGUACAAAGUGUCACAAAGUGUUACGAAGUGUCACAAAGCUUCAGGAAGUGUCACAAAGUGUUACGAAGUGUUACAAAGCGCCAGGAAGUGUCACAAAGCGUCACAAAGGUUACAAAAGGACGUAAAGACUGUUCCUGCAUCUCCAAGCUGGUCUAAAGGAUGCACAACACAUACCAAACUCCCGCUGAUUCUCCUCCAUAUGCCGCUCCCGCGUCGGGGUGCGAGAUUUUGCAGCUUCUUUAGGCCGCAUGCGGUUCUCGCGCUCGCUUUGGCGGCUUGUCAAACGCUUCGUCGUGAAAGAAAAGCCAGGCUCGACACAAACCCUAUCCUUCCCCAACACUCCCGCCCACCCCUUUUUUUUUGUUUACUUCUGUAAAUACUACCUAAAACUUCUUUGUUUGUAUUUUUACGUUUUUUUUUUUCUAAAUUAUGUCUUAAGUUAUGUUUUGUAUGGAUUCAUUUUGGAAUACUCUCGUGUUAACAAGAAGUCUGGAGAUGAAGACGAACCAAGCCAGAAAGGAGGAUUAAAAAAAAAGAAAAAACGCUAAAAAAGACGCUAAUGCCGCGGAUUUGUAUUACUCACGUACGCCGCGAGCAGCAGCAGCGAUUGAACAAAUAACAAAUCUCAGCCUGAUCUGUCCAAGUGUUGAUUCGUUUGAUUGUACACCCAGAGAAUGUGCUGUUCCAGCUGGUGGGCGCUGAAUGGAUUAUGAUUGUUCGGGGCUGAAUGGGCUCGUAAUGGCAGCUCGCACUGCGCGUUAGAGAGUGUUGUUUGGUAAAUGCAGACGUUUGUAAGGUUUUGUACGGUUUGAAUAAAGCUGGCGGCAUAUUGGUUUACAACUAAA